UGCCUGGAAGGGUGAAACAGAUGAGGAGUACCUGUGGUGCAUCAAGCAGACUCUCUACUUCAAGGAUGGGCCCCUCAACAUGAUCUUGGAUGAUGGCGGUGACCUUACCAAUCUUAUUCACACUAAGUACCCACAACUUUUGUCUGGCAUCCGAGGCAUUUCUGAGGAGACCACCACUGGGGUGCACAACCUGUACAAGAUGAUGGCCAAAGGGAUCCUGAAGGUGACUGCCAUCAAUGUCAAUGACUCUGUCACUAAGAGCAAGUUUGACAACCUCUAUGGCUGCCGGGAAUCCCUCAUAGAUGGCAUCAAACGGGCCACAGAUGUGAUGAUUGCAGGCAAGGUCGCGGUUGUAGCAGGUUAUGGUGAUGUGGGGAAGGGCUGUGCCCAGGCCCUGUGGGGUUUCGGAGCCCGUGUCAUCAUCACUGAGAUCGACCCCAUCAAUGCGCUGCAGGCUGCAAUGGAAGGCUAUGAGGUCACUACUAUGGAUGAAGCCUGUCAGGAGGGCAACAUCUUUGUCACCACCACAGGCUGUGUGGACAUUAUUCUGGGUCGGCACUUCGAGCAGAUGAAGGAUGAUGCUAUUGUUUGUAACAUUGGACACUUUGAUGUGGAGAUUGACGUGAAGUGGCUCAAUGAGAAUGCUGUGGACAAGGUGAACAUCAAACCCCAGGUGGACCGUUACCGGCUGAAGAAUGGGCAAAUGGGGAGCCGGAUUUCCCAGGACAGCGGGCACUAA
Octodon degus (degu) is the source of this 739-nucleotide messenger RNA. Its product is annotated as adenosylhomocysteinase-like. Gene Ontology annotation, molecular function: adenosylhomocysteinase activity. The record is from RefSeq and is a predicted model, not a curated record. Lineage: Eukaryota; Metazoa; Chordata; Mammalia; Rodentia; Octodontidae. Gene Ontology annotation, cellular component: cytosol. Gene Ontology annotation, biological process: L-methionine cycle. Bases 80 to 739 code for a protein of 219 amino acids. The transcript has 2 exons.